UUAUCCACCAAUUUGUAUGGAGAUCAGCCCGAGCCCUGGAGGAUUCUCUUCUGUCUAGCACUGGGCACCAUUCUGCGGUUUUCCCGAUUAUUAGGCACUCUGUAAUUACACCAUCCAUUUCCAAAGUCCCCACUAAAACAUGUAUUAUUAUUUGCUGACACGAUUUUUGGUUCAAACCUCAACAUCCACAAAAUCUGCCGACCUCAUGUUGAAAAAAUGUGAGUGUGGUGAAUUGCUUAGCGUUGGCAGCAGUCACAUCAGGCCAAAUGUUACUUGUAAAUCCUCUGACCGCAUUUGCUGAUAUACAUGUGUUAUAGUUUUCAUAUUGCGGGGUGCUACUGCUGCUCCAAAAGCUAGCAUGUGAUUGGAUGGUGGGAGGGCCAAUCGGCAGCAGUGCAGAAGUUUAGGUGGGCUCUCCUCACUCUAGACUCACAACAUCUUUGGACCUUUUCAAACACAACUAACUGAAGCUGGGAGUAUCAUCUUUUUGCCCAAGAUACAAUGUUUUUCUCUUUUUUGUCUUUUUUGACAAGUAUGGAAACAUAUUUUUUUCUGAUUUGAGAACGUUUUAGCAUGCACCUGUUGACGUUGGAAAGGAUGGACAAACUUGACAUAAAAUCCACUGUGCUAGAAUUUGGAGACAGAAGAGGAGAAGCGAGUAGACUGAACAGAGACGAUGCAUCUCCAAGUAGUUUAAGUGAGAGAUGCCAAGAGACCACUCAAAAUGGAUCACCAAAAUAUAGAAAAUAUGGGUCUCGUCUUGGUGGGGUCAAAGUUCGCCAUAAGCGGCAGGUGUUACAAGACAUGGCGCGGCCACUCAAGCACUGGCUCUAUAAACAUCGGGACAACCCUUAUCCCACCAAAACUGAGAAGGUUCUGCUGGCUUUGGGAUCACACAUGACACUAGUGCAGGUUUCAAACUGGUUCGCCAAUGCCCGACGGAGGCUGAAGAACACAGUGAGGCAGCCCGACCUGAGCUGGGCCCUGAGGAUCAAACUGUACAACCAGUACAUCCAGGGCAAUGCUGAGAGACUGAGUGUGUGCAGUGAUGACACAGACACAGACACAGACGAAUGCCCACUACAAGCCCAGAUUCGGCCUUCAGAGUUUGGCAGGACAUCCUCCCAUCAGAGCCCCCUGCAGUCCCAGAGCAGAGUCCUGUCCAGCGGGGAUGAUGGGGUGUCGGGCCCCUCCAAAUACAAGAGCAGUUUACUGAACCGCUACCUGAAUGACACGCUGCGACACAUGAUGGUGGCAGAGCGAGCGGCUGGAGCAGGCAGGAAGAGGAGGAGCCACUCUGAGUCAUUCAGCUCCAACGACUGUGAGCGGGAUGUGGUGUCGCCAGCAUCAUCGUAUAGCACAGAGGCCAAUUAUGUCUACCACAUGGACCCAGUCGACUACACCUCAACUAAGUCUGGCAGUGAGCUGCAGCAUGGAGGCGACCCUGGCUGGAGAGAGCUGCACGCUGCAGUGGCACUCACCAGCCUGGCCCAGGGACAGAGCAGUGGAGUGUCUGGAGAGCCCCUUACUGUCUGCAGGAGCCCUCCUUUGGACAGACCGUGUGCCAAACCCCACCCGUCUCGCCCGGCCCUCACCAGCCGCAUCAUCCAGAAGUCCUCUCACAUCGCCGAAGUCCAGACUGUCAGGGUGGCUCUGGCAAACUGUGUGUAGCAUUAGCACAUUAUUCCAUAUGGGGAUACCAGAUGCUAAAGUAGCCAGUGCCCUGUUAUGUCUGUAAAACUCUAUGUUAUGUUUCACGUAUGAUUAACUCUGACAUCUGAAAAAGCACCAAACACUAAUGUAUAUUGUGUAACUUUUCAUUUUGAUGUCAUUGACUUACCAUUGCCUUCUGUUCUUCUAAGUUAUAUUAACUUUCAUGAGACUGGAUUGUCGUCCAAUGUUUUGAAUCUGACA
Periophthalmus magnuspinnatus is the source of this 1914-nucleotide messenger RNA. Its product is annotated as homeobox protein Mohawk-like. The transcript has 6 exons. Gene Ontology annotation, molecular function: RNA polymerase II cis-regulatory region sequence-specific DNA binding; DNA-binding transcription factor activity, RNA polymerase II-specific. Gene Ontology annotation, biological process: cell development; regulation of transcription by RNA polymerase II; muscle organ development. The coding region runs from base 574 to 1671 and encodes 365 amino acids. The record is from RefSeq and is a predicted model, not a curated record. Lineage: Eukaryota; Metazoa; Chordata; Actinopteri; Gobiiformes; Gobiidae. Gene Ontology annotation, cellular component: nucleus.